AUGGCGAAUUCACAGAAUAACAACGCCUUUAUAUUUCUGAUAUCAACUAUUAUUUUCCUGCUUUGUAUGAUUGACCUGGGGUUUGGUGAGAUUCGCUAUUCUAUUCCUGAGGAAUUGGAAUAUGGUACCCCUGUUGGGAAUAUCGCUGAAGAUUUGGGACUAAACGUUCGACAACUGUCAGCUCGACAAUGUCGUCUUGUCCCUGUUGACGGAAGGCAGUAUUUGGAGGUAAAUUUGGAGAGUGGCGUCUUAUUUGUUUACGAAAGAAUGGACAGAGAACAGCUUUGUGCACAAACCCUGACGUGUAUCAUUGUUUUCCAAAUAAUAAUAGAUAGCCCUCUCGAAAUGUACCGCGGUGAAGUGGAGAUUCUUGAUGUAAAUGAUAAUUCGCCCAGUUUCCCGGAGAGUGCUAUUCUCUUACAAAUGGCAGAAUCCAUUGCACCAGGCUCUCGUUUUCCGCUAGAGAGCGCACUCGAUCCAGACGUCGGGACAAAUACAGUCACCAGUUACAACCUCAGUCCCAAUGAACACUUCAGUCUAAAAGUGCAAACCAGGGAGGAUAAUAGUAAGGUUGCAGAGCUGUUGUUACAGAAACCCUUGGACCGCGAGCUGCAGUCAUCCUUUCAGCUCGUACUGAUUGCCGUUGAUGGUGGGGCGCCUCAAAGGUCUGGGACAAUUCAAAUCAACAUCAAUCUGUUGGACAUCAAUGAUAAUGCGCCAGUAUUCGAGCAUGAAGUGUACAGGGCGAGCUUGGUGGAAAACGCAUCUCCAGGCACCUUGGUGAUUAGAAUCAAUGCCGUCGAUCUAGACCAAGGCACGAAUGCGGAGCUAAGAUAUUCCUUCAUUAAUCUUGUUUCUCGGAGAGUGGGUGAACUGUUUAGUUUGGACCCGGAAACUGGAGAGCUCAGAGUUCAAGAGCUGCUAGAUUUUGAAGAAGAAAACAGAUACGAACUUGAUGUUCAGGCCAUGGACAAUGGUUCACCGGCAAUUGCGGGACAUUCCAAAGUACUGAUCAAACUAAUCGAUGUGAAUGAUAACGCCCCUGAGGUAAAAUUGACCUCAUUCACUAGCAAGGUCCCCGAAGAUGCUAUGCCCGGCACUGUGGUCGCUUUGAUAGAUGUAAUGGAUCGCGAUUCUGGAGCGAAUGGGAAAGUCCACUGCCAGGUUCCAAAGGAAUUCCCAUUUAAGAUCCAAUCCUCUUUGAAUUAUCAUUAUAAAUUGAUUACCAGUGGCUUGUUGGAUCGUGAAACGACCCCUCUAUAUAACAUACCGAUUUUAGCCUGGGAUUCAGGGUCUCCUCCACUAUCAACAAAUAAAACCAUCCAGAUAUCGGUUUCUGAUAUAAACGAUAACGCCCCAAGGUUUGCCCGUCCCAAGUACACAGUAUAUGUGAUGGAGAACAACGCUCCCGGUGUUUCUAUUUUUGCAGUGACUGCGUUCGAUCCUGAUCUGGAUCAGAAUUCCUAUGUUUCUUAUUCAUUCACAGGGAAUCAUCAGGAAUCGCCAGCGUACAUCAACCUCAAUGUUAAUUCGAUGAACGGGACCAUUUACGCGCUGCGCUCUUUUGACUACGAGCAAGUCAAAAACUUCCAGAUCCAAGUUCAAGCCCGAGACGCUGGCGUUCCCCCGCUGAGCAGCAGCGCAACCUUGAAUGUGAUCAUCCUGGAUCAAAAUGACAAUGCCCCUGUCAUUGUUUCCCCUUCAGCGCAGAGCGGAUCAGCAGCAGUGGAGAUUGUGCCUCAGUCAGCGGCUCAGGGGUACUUGGUCACCAAGAUAAUCGCAGCUGAUGCUGAUUCUGGUCAGAACGCACGCCUUUCCUAUCAGAUAGUGCAAUCAAGCGAUCCCACUCUGUUCACUGUUGCGAGCAAUUCUGGGGAAAUCAGAACAACGCGAAGCAUGUUGGAGCAGGAUGGCACAACGCACAGUCUUGUCAUCUCGGUGAGAGAUAAUGGGCAGCCCACUCUCUCCAGCACGGCUACAAUCUUCUUCUCAAUCUUGGCCAAUGUUAGUGAACAAAUAUCUGAAAGUAGUAAUUUAGUUAGUACUCCAGGAUAUUCCCUCGAUCUAAACCUUUACUUAAUCGCUGCUUUCGGUUCAACUUCGUUUAUAUUUCUUGUCACAAUCCUUUUGUUGGUUGGCGUGAAGUGCAAACAGGACAGAGACAGUGUUUCACGUUCCUGGUCCCCGGUUUGUUGUUGCAGGCGAAGGAAUUCGAAGGACGCUUUUAAUCGGGCACGUGCGCCAGCAGGCACUUUAAACUAUAGUGGAACUGGACAGAACAUCCCCUUCCCCGAAACUUACCAUUACUCGGUCUGUUUGUCUCCGGAAUCAUCGAAGAGCGAUUUUUUGUUCCUGAAGCCCUGCAAUCCACACUUUUCUCAAGGACAAUCUGUUAAGUCGAGUCCGACAACAAUGGCGUAUUCACAAAGCAGCAACGCCUGGAAAUUCAUGGUGAUAGUUUAUAUUUUCCUGUUUUGCGAACUGGAUGUGGUUUCUGGACAGGUUCGUUAUUCGAUUCCUGAAGAGCUAGAGCAGGGAGCUAUAAUUGGUAACAUUGCUGACGAUUUGGGACUGAAUACCCGGGCGUUUUUAUCUCGGAAAGGUCGGCUGCUCUCUGACUACAUAAAGCGCUAUUUGGAGGUGAACUUGGAAAAUGGGAUGUUAUUUGUCAAUGAGAGAAUAGACAGAGACCAGAUUUGUGGACCAAACCCUACAUGUAUACUUUCCUUCCAAAUAGUGUUUGAAAAUUCCCCCGAGAUGUACCGCGGUGAAGUGGAGAUUCUUGAUAUAAAUGAUAAUUCGCCCAGUUUCCCGGAGAGUGCCAUUCUUCUACAAAUGGCCGAAGCCAUGGCGCCAGGCUCCCGAUUUCCGCUAGAGAGCGCACUCGAUCCAGACAUGGGCACAAAUACAGUCACUGCUUACAGCAUCAGCCCCAAUGAGCACUUCGGUCUAAAAGUGGAGACUGCAGAAGACGGUACGCAGACAGUCGAGUUGCUGCUGGAGAAACCGUUGGACCGGGAACGACAGUCAUCCUUUCAAUUGAUGCUGACGGCCACUGACGGAGGCAGUCUUCCCAGGUCUGGGACAGCCCGUAUUCGUAUCACUGUGCUCGACAGUAACGAUAAUGCACCUGCAUUCAAUAACAAGGUCUACAAAGUCAGCCUGGUGGAAAAUUCACCCAGGGGUACCUUGGUGGUUUCAGUCCAUGCCACUGAUCCAGACGAAGGCCCGAAUGCGGAGGUAAAUUAUUCUUUCAGUAAUCGUGUUUCACAGAAAGUGCAAGAAUUGUUCAGUUUGGAUCCGCGAACAGGGGAGAUUACAAUUCAAGGGGCCCUUGAUUUUGAAGAAGCAAGUAGUCAUUCACUUGACGUACAAGCUGUCGACAAUGGUUCACCAGCAAUUGCAGGCCAUUCGAAAGUGCUGAUUAAGGUAAUUGAUGUGAAUGAUAAUGCCCCUGAGAUUAAAGUGACCUUAGUAUCUAGCAAGGUCAGUGAAGAUGCUGCACGGGGGACAGUGAUAGCUUUGAUCAAUAUAAUGGAUCACGAUUCUGGAGAAAGCGGACAGGUUCACUGUCAGAUCCCAUUGGACGUUCCCUUUAAACUUCAAACAUCUUCAAGUGGCCAUUAUAAAUUGGUGACCAGUGAUUUUUUGGAUCGGGAAACCACCCCUCUAUACAACAUACAUAUUUUAGCCAGAGACUCCGGUUCUCCUCCACUAUCAACAAAUAAAAGCAUUCAGAUCUCAGUUUCUGAUAUAAACGAUAACCCCCCAAGAUUUGCUCGACCCUUGGACACAGCAUAUGUGAUGGAGAACAAUGCUCCCGGUGCUUCUAUUUUCACAGUGACUGCGUCCGAUCCUGAUCUGGACCAGAACUCCUACGUCACCUACUCAUUCACAGAUGAACUUAUCCAUGGCUUCCCGUCGUCAAGUUACCUCAAUGUUAAUUCGAUGAACGGGACCAUUUACGCGCUGCGCUCUUUUGAUUACGAGCAAAUCAAAAACUUCCAGGUCCAAGUUGAAGCCCGAGACGCAGGCGUUCCCCCGCUGAGCAGCAGCGCAACCUUGAAUGUGAUCAUCCUGGAUCAAAACGACAACGCUCCAGUAAUUGUUUCACCUUCAGCACAGAGCGGAUCAGCAGCAGUGGAGAUUGUGCCUCAGUCAGCGGCUCAGGGGUACAUGGUCACCAAGAUAAUCGCAACUGAUGCUGAUUCUGGUCAGAACGCACGGAUCUCCUAUCAGGUGCUGAAAGCCACUGACCCCAGUUUGUUUAACGUGGGGCUUAACACUGGAGAAGUCAGAACAGCCCGAGCCAUCUUGGAACUAGAUGCCACCACACAAACUCUGGUCAUCUUGGUGAAGGAUAAUGGACAGCCGAGUCUCUCCAGCACGGUUACAAUCCACUUUAGAAUUUUGGGAAAUGUUACUGAAAUUUUCUCCGAAAGCAGCAAUUUAAUGACAAAUCCUGAAUACGUCGCUGGCAUAAAUGUUUAUUUAAUUGUUAUUUUAGGUUCAACUUCUUUUAUAUUUCUUGUAAUCAUCAUUUUGCUGAUUGGCAUCAAAUGUAAACAGGACAGAAAUCUUUCCGAAGACUACAAUUCCCCAAGUUGUUGCUACAGACUGGAAGAUUCUAAUGAUGCCUUUAGUCUGAGACCUGCACUGAAGGAAACUUUAAACUAUACUGGGGCUGGUGAGAUUGUUCGCUUCCCGGAAACGCACCAUUAUGCGGUUUGCCUGUCUCCGGAAUCAGCGAAGAGCGAUUUUCUGUUUCUGAAACCCUACACUCCGCCCAUGUCUCAGGAGAAAUGCUAA
Messenger RNA from Carcharodon carcharias (great white shark), 4809 nucleotides. Its product is annotated as protocadherin-10-like. Gene Ontology annotation, cellular component: plasma membrane. Gene Ontology annotation, biological process: homophilic cell-cell adhesion. Gene Ontology annotation, molecular function: calcium ion binding. Bases 1 to 4809 code for a protein of 1602 amino acids. The record is from RefSeq and is a predicted model, not a curated record. Lineage: Eukaryota; Metazoa; Chordata; Chondrichthyes; Lamniformes; Lamnidae. The transcript has 3 exons.